Messenger RNA from Branchiostoma belcheri (Belcher's lancelet), 1718 nucleotides. RefSeq names its product protein RTF2 homolog. The transcript is spliced from 4 exons. Gene Ontology annotation, cellular component: nucleus. Gene Ontology annotation, biological process: site-specific DNA replication termination at RTS1 barrier; mitotic DNA replication termination. Lineage: Eukaryota; Metazoa; Chordata; Leptocardii; Amphioxiformes; Branchiostomatidae. The coding region runs from base 128 to 1069 and encodes 313 amino acids. The record is from RefSeq and is a predicted model, not a curated record.
UCGGUGCUGUAUGAUUUUGGUCACAUGACCAACCCGACUAGUUGCACCAGAAGCUGGGACAGGAAAGUCUGGAAAAUUCCAGUCAGUUUUCUUCUAAAUUACCUCGAGAAUUUGAACCAAAAACAACAUGGGAUGUGACGGAGGAACAAUCCCAAAGAGGGAUGAGCUCGUCAGGAUGAAGAAAAAGCCAGAACAGAAAGACAAGGAUGCAGACAUGGUGGCCAAAUGGCAGCACUGUGCCCUCAGCCAGGAGCCGCUGCGACCGCCCAUCAUGGCCUGCGAGAUGGGUCGUCUCUACAACAAGGAGGCCCUUCUGGAAGCCCUGCUGGACAAGUCAGGAAACCCCAACAUUCAGCACAUCCGUGGGCUGAAGGAUGUGAAAGAGCUGCAGCUGACAGAGAACCCAGCACGGAAGGACAACAAGGCAGACAACGGUGAUGCAUAUGCCGACCAUCAGGCAGCAAAGUACAUCUGCCCAGUUGUGGGUCUGGAGAUGAGCGGGCGGUACCAGUUCUGUUUCCUGUGGGGCUGUGGCUGUGCGUUCUCGGAACGAGCACUGAAGGAAGUCCAGAGCAAGACUUGUCACAAAUGCGGGGCUGCCUUCGGUCCAGGGGACGUGGUGACCUUGAACCCAGCUGAUGACGACAUUCCCAGGGCAAAGGAGCUCAUGGAGCAGCGUAGGCUGAAGGCCAAAGCCGACAAGAAAGCCAAAAAACAGAAGAGAGCUGCCCCAGAGACUGUAUCCAAGGCACCGGCAGAGGCCUCAUCCAGCAGUGGCAGUUCCUCACCAGAUGGACCACCGUCCAGCAAACUGACCAACGGAGCAUCGUCCAGUUCCGCAGACGGACCUCCCCCCAGUAAGCUGACCAAACUGACCAAUGGUGCAUCGUCUUCCCGAGUGGACAAAUCCAGAGUAGGCUCCAAACCGAACGGUGCUCACAAAGGGAAGGCGUCGAGUAUUUACAACGAUCCUAACAGGAGUGAAGUGUUCAAGUCCUUGUUCACCUCCCAUCAUAAUGCCAAGGAGAGGGUGGUCCACUGUGCCAGCUGGGUCAACAAGAGUAUCUAGGACUUUGGUGACUGCAAGGGACUUUAUUUUCUUCAAAAUGUUCCAGCUGCAUGUUUUGAAAACAAGAAGAUGGAAGUGUAAAUAAAUCAGGACUAGUAUGUAUGAUAGAUUAGGGGGCAGGGGAAUGUAAAGAGAUAAUACAGUACUUGGAGUCUCACUGAAUAAACCACACUUGCACAACUUUAAGAAACACAUAGUAGACAUACUUUUAAUGUAUUGUACACAUGUACGUGUAUUGCAAUGAAAUUAGUUGACAUGACACAACCUUUUUAUUCUGCUCAAUUUUGAGCAAAUAAACUGAUGAUGCCAGUGUACAUGCUCAUUUUGUCUUUUGCCAUGAAAAAUAUAAUUCAUCUGGAUGUGUUUCAUUCACUUUCUGUUUUUUUGCAUAUCUAAGCGAGAUCUUUGCAUAUGUUCAACAAAACAAAAUGUAGCUGUAAGUUAUUACAUUCCAGAGCAUGACAAUGAAGUUUAAAGUUACGUCUGUGCAAUUUUACACAACAUUGUCUACAGGUGAUAGUCAACAUUUUGUUUGUAAAUGAUAUAGGCCUCUUUAUUAGUUUCUGAUAUGUAAAAUAAUCCUGGACAAAAUAUUUUGUAUGUACAUAAGUCGCACCUUGUAUGAUGGUGUAAUACAAUAAAAACUGUA